AACGAACUGUUUCAGUCAAAGGUCAAACCCAAUUACGCUGCGCCGCAAGCAACAGCCACCGCCAAUCCAUUUGUCAUUGCGUAAGGAAAUACACCGGAAAGGAAGAAAAGCCGACGCCAAGAGUCAAAAACCCGGUCUUAGCUCACACAUUCCUUUACGUCACGCAGAUUUGAGUGUAAAGCUGUGACCUAAUCUAUUUGUGUCCCCACCUUCGACAAUAACCUCUCGCGCCACCCUGGUUUCAUACUCUCUUUGCUUUUCGUUUUAGGGUUUAACCCCACAAUCUCCCUUUGUUUUCAUGUACAACACUAGGAGAGAAACAAAAAGUGUCUGAAGCGGCUUUUCUGGGUUUGGUUGAGCUCCAUAUUGAUGGGGGCUCUGGCUCCAGCUGUCCCCUCUUGGAUACCUGAAGAUGACCUCUUGUUGAAGAACGCUAUUGAGGCUGGUGCUUCUCUGGAAUCUCUUGCGAAGGGUGCAGUGCGGUUCUCUAGAAAAUUCACGGUUAGAGAACUACAAGAUCGAUGGGAUUCUCUCCUUUAUGAUCCAGUUGUUUCUGAGGAGGCUUCAUCUCACAUAAUUGAGUUUGAAUGUUCUGCUUCUAGCACGGCAGGAAAUUCAAACGAUAGCAAUAGUUUGUUUGGGAAGAGAAAGCCUGAGAGUGUACGUAGUUGUUGCGAUGCAUUGAGUAAAAGAAUUCGAAAUGAUCCCUUUAACUCAAUGGAUCUUAGUUUACUCGUUGAACCUAAUGAUAGCAAUUCAAUUGGGCUUGAAGAUGAACCUUUACUUGGAAAUCCAAUCUCAGAUCAUUUCAGAGUCCAAGAAACAAAUGUGAAUGUCAUGCACUGUUCUUUUCCUCAAAUACAGGAAAGUCCUCACAUACUUGGAGAGAAUCAGUUUCUUGUUGAGAGUGACUCUGGCACAGAGGAAUUGCAAGAAUCCAAGGAAUUUCCUAUGCACAGUUUGUUAGAGGAUAAUGAUAAAGAGAAUAUAUGCUCAUGGUUUGAGGGUAACCAGAUCUUCAACUCACCAAUUGUGGAGCAUGGUUUGUCAAUUUGGAGAACUGAUGAAGACUUCUCUGCAUCUGUUAUUUCUGCUGAUGAUGGUCUUGGGCAAACAGUCCUUAACGAAGGAGAUACAUGUGCACCACCCGAUGAUGGUAUUGCCCAGAUUGAAUCAGAAAUACCAUGUGAGGCUUCAGAAAAUACAGUGGCUGAUACUGAAGGUUAUUUGAUGGAAAUAACCAAUACCCUUAUGAACGAUGAACCUUUUUUAUUGGAUGUUGAUGCAAAAGAUGUGAUUGAUAAGUCUUUCUUUGAAGGUUUGCGCUCACUUUUGGCAAGUUCACCAAACAACGGUGAUCAAGAUCAGAUGACUGAAUCAAUGACAAUUGAAACUCACGAUAAUCUUGCAAAAGUUUCUAGUUCCGGCCUUGAAGAAUCAGAUGAAGUUGCAGGAUCUCGCCCUAUGGAUGGGCCCGUCUCUUGCAAUUCAAAUGUCCUAAACCUUUCUUCUUGUACUUUAAACAGUGAGGAUCCAGAAAUUCCAUGCAAUGAAGAUGCUGUCUUCCCCAAACAGCUAUGCUUAUCAACUGCUUCCUCAACAGGACACAAGGAACCCGACAAUCCAUUAUCUGCAUUCGUAAAAGAUUAUUCUCGGGGUCAGAAAGCUAGUGAGAGAGGUCCCUUCCUGAUUCAGAGAGAUAAAAAGGAUCCUGGACAAUCUCAUGGAUCUUCUCAAAUAAAAAUAUCACAUAUGAUACCAGAAGUUGGUCAGCUCCAUGCAGAAGUUAAAUGUGAGGAUUACCCGUGUGUAGCUCCAAGAGGUGAUGGUUUUCUAUCCAAUGCUUCAGCCCAAAGCAAUUCCAUUAAUGUCAGUGAUGGUACUUUCCCACCAACAUUGCCAAAGGAAAAUAGUGAAGAAAAUUUACUGGGAAUGCAUACGAAUCAUAGUUCAGCUAAUUCUUUAACAGGGAAACCUGCUCUUUGUUCUGAUAAUCACGACAGUUUCCCUCCGGUGAACCCUUCUGGCAUUAAACAAGAAGUGGAUGCUCUACAAACGAUUAUUUCUCCAGAACCAGUUGUUAAACCUCCACCAUUAAAGGUUGCAGAGUUACAUAUUGAAAGUGAUGAUAAUGUUCCUUAUUACUCGGACGGUGAGGCAAUGAUCCUUGAUAUGGACUUGUAUCCAGAUGACGAAGAUUUGUGUGAUCAGGAAGUUGCUAAAUAUCAGCACGAGGACAGAAUAAGAGCAAUUAUGAGGCUGGAGCAGGCUUACCGUUCUUUCAUGCAGAGGGACAUUGCAUCCCAUGAAGCCUUUGCCGUUUUAUAUGGCCGCCAUUCCAAUCAUUAUUAUAUUAAGAAACAUGAGAUUUUACUUGGUAGAACGACAGAAGAUUUCAUUGUUGACAUUGACUUGGGAAGACAAGGAUGUGCUAAUACAGUGGCAAGGCAGCAAGCAAUCAUCAAGAUGGAAGAAGAUGGAUCUUUCCAUCUUAAAAAUCUCGGCAAAUGUUCGAUAUGGAUAAAGGACAAUAAAGUAGCUCCUGGGCAGAACCUGGGCCUUCAAUCUGGAGAUGUGAUCCUGAUAAGGGGAACCCCGUUAAUCUUCCAGACGAACCAGAAUUGUGUGAAGCAGUAUUUGAAAAGUAUGGCAGAAAAAAAGUUGAGCUCGGGAACCCCAUGUUAGAAGUGUUUUAUGUGCAAUUUGGUCACCUUUAUUUAGUGGUAGUCUCAUGAAAUUACUAAUUGCAAGUUGGAAAGAAAUAGCUUUAUA
Hibiscus syriacus is the source of this 2772-nucleotide messenger RNA. RefSeq lists its product as uncharacterized. The record is from RefSeq and is a predicted model, not a curated record. Lineage: Eukaryota; Viridiplantae; Streptophyta; Magnoliopsida; Malvales; Malvaceae. Bases 370 to 2685 code for a protein of 771 amino acids. Gene Ontology annotation, biological process: positive regulation of transcription by RNA polymerase II. Gene Ontology annotation, molecular function: G-quadruplex RNA binding; protein binding. The transcript has 7 exons. Gene Ontology annotation, cellular component: MLL1 complex; NSL complex; Ino80 complex.